Podospora anserina S mat+ is the source of this 4002-nucleotide messenger RNA. RefSeq lists its product as uncharacterized. Bases 1 to 4002 code for a protein of 1333 amino acids. NCBI's taxonomy places the organism in Eukaryota, Fungi, Ascomycota, Sordariomycetes, Sordariales, Podosporaceae. Gene Ontology annotation, molecular function: ATP binding; ABC-type transporter activity; ATP hydrolysis activity. The transcript is spliced from 2 exons. The record is from RefSeq and is a predicted model, not a curated record. Gene Ontology annotation, biological process: transmembrane transport. Gene Ontology annotation, cellular component: membrane.
AUGGCAAGUGAGGUAGAGAGUAUAGGGAAAUCAGAUCCCACCCAAGUUUCUGAAAACAACAAACCGGACUCUCUCGAUCAUGCCACCAACGAAAAGAACGAUGCGCCUGCUGUGACACCACCACCCAAGGACCCUCAGGCGCGCCCUGAAAGAGAGGCUACUUUCAAGGACUACCUACGGGUCUUCACCUAUGCGACAAAAUGGGACUUUGCCAUGAUGGUGGCCGCUGGCGUGGCUAGUAUCGGCGCUGGUACCACGAUGCCGCUCAUGAACAUUGUCUUUGGAAGACUGAUUGGCGACUUUAACAACUAUUUCACCCCCGCUGCUCAGUCACAGUCGGAUUUCGAGGCACAAACCAACAAGAUGGCGCUUUACAUCUUUGGUCUGUUCAUCGCCCGCUUCGGCCUCAACUACAUCAACAAGUUCUGCUUCCGUCUCAUUGGUAUCCGCAUGUCUGCCGCUAUCAGAUUGCAUUACAUGAGAUCUCUCUUUGGCCAAACGAUUCACGUCCUUGACUCGAUGCCCUCUGGAGCCGCAGCCAGCACCAUCACCGGAACAUCCAACACGCUGCAGCUCGGUAUCUCAGAGAAGCUGGGCACCUUCCUCGAGUUUUCUUCCACCAUCACCACCGCCAUCAUCGUCGCUUUUACUUACGAUUGGGCCCUCGCUCUCGUUACAUCCUCCGUCAUUCUGUUCAUUGCUUUGGUCAUCGGCACCAUGCUCCCUUUUAUUCUCAAAGGUCAAACAAGGCUCACCAAGGCCGAGGCAAAGGGCACAUCUGUCGCGACAGAGUCCUUCAGCGCCAUCAGAAUGAUCAGCUCCUGCGGCGCAGAGUCUCGCAUGGCGAAGAAGUACGCCGAAUGGGUCAAGAAGGCGAGACAAGCCGCCCAGUUUUCCUCUCCCUUCUUCUCGAUCCAGUUUGGCGGCAUAUUCUUUGGCCUGUACGGUUCUUUUGCUUUGGCUUUCUGGUACGGGAUGAAGUCUGUGGUGGAGGGACGGAUCGACAACAUUGGGACGAUCAUCAUUGUGCUCACAUCUGUGAUGAUGAUGGUCAUCUCUCUCGAGCGCAUCUCCACCCCGCUUAUUGCGGUUUCAAAGGCUAUGGUUGCUGCUGCCGAGUUUUUUGCUGUUAUCGAUGCGCCAAAGCCGAAGAUGGGAACGCUCAAGGAGCCGGAUGUGACUGCGGAUCAGGAUAUUGUUUUUGAGGACGUGGUGUUUGCUUACCCGAGUCGGCCGUCGAAAAAGGUGCUGGAUGGGCUUAACUUGAGGAUUGCGGCGAAUAUGAACACGGCUAUUGUUGGGCCUUCGGGGUCGGGGAAGAGCACGAUUGUGGGGCUGAUUGAGGGGUGGUAUACGCUUCAUGAUCAGUAUGUUAUUGCCAAGGCUGUGGCGAAGGAUCCGGCGAAGGAGAAGAAGGAGAAGGAGAAGGAGAAGAAGAGGAAGGAGGGGAAGGUUGUUGAGAAGAGUGAGGAUGAGGAGGAGGAUGGACCGGCGCCUAUUGAUGCUGAGGAUGUUGGUCCUCCUGUUGAGCUGAGCGGGAGUAUUUCGACUUGCGGGAAGGAGUUGGGGGAUAUUGACAUCAAGUGGUGGAGAUCGCAGAUUGGUCUUGUUCAGCAGGAGCCCUUCCUGUUCAAUAAUACCAUCUUUGAGAAUGUCGCUACUGGGCUUAUUGGGACUGAGCAUGAGAAUGCGUCCAAGGAAGAGAAGAUGAAGUUGGUCAAGGAGGCUUGUGCUGAGAGUUUUGCUGACGAGUUUAUCGACCGGUUGCCGGAUGGUUAUGAGACCCAGGUUGGAGAUUCCGGUGCCAAGUUGAGCGGUGGGCAGAGACAGCGCAUUGCUAUUGCCCGGAGUAUCAUCAAGAAGCCCAAGAUUCUGAUUCUGGACGAGGCUACCUCUGCCAUCGAUGUUCGCGGAGAGCGCAUCGUUCAGGCUGCGCUCGAGAGAGCCUCCAAGGGCCGCACCACCAUCACUAUUGCCCAUCGGCUGUCUACCAUCAAGAACGCGGAUCGCAUUAUUGUCUUGCAAAACGGAAAGGUCGCUGAAGAAGGUACCCAUGACGGUCUUCUUGCCAACGAGCUCGGUGUCUACUACGGUCUUGUUCACGCCCAGAAGCUGUCGCUUGGUGAGGACACUGGCGAGGAUAACCUCCAGGAGGAAGAUAUCGCCGCCGUUCUGACGAGGGAGAAGAGCGCCGCAAUCUCAGAAAAGGACGGCACCAAGAAGAGUGUUCCCGUUUGGAAGGAUCGCAACCUCAUCAAUGGUUUUGGCAAGCUCCUGUCAGAGCAGAAGAGCAGAUUUCCCUUCUACAUCAUCGCCCUCGUCGGUGCCAUGGGAGCGGCCUCUGCUAUUCCCAUUCAAGCUUACCUCUUCGCCCAAGUCGUCGGCGUCUUCCAAGACCCCCUCAAUCUGCUGGAAGGAGCCACAUUCUGGUCCAAGAUGUGGGCUGCCCUCGCUGCCGGCGUGGGCUUCAGCUACUUCCUCACAACCUACGUCUCAACCAGCGUUGAAGGCUUCAUCUCGGCUGCCUACAAGCAAGAGUACUUUGAAUCAAUCCUCUUCCAACCCACAUCCUACUUUGACAAAGACGACAAUGCCACUGGACAGCUCACCGCCCGGUUAUCGUCUGACCCUCAGGCCUUGAAAGAAAUGCUCGGCAUCAACAUCAUGAUGAUGCUCAUCGGCGUCUUCUCCCUCAUCGGUGCCCUUACCAUCUCCUUCGCCUUUGGCUGGAAACUCGCCCUGGUAGCCACCUGCGUCACCGUCCCUAUGGGUUUGCUGGCGGGGUACUACCGCAUCCGUUACGAGCUCCAAUUCAACGCCAUGAACGAAGCCGUCUUCCAGGAGUCGUCCAAGUUUGGCGCCGAGUCCAUUUCCGCCUUCCGCACUGUCAGUGCUCUCGUCAUGGAAGACAGCAUCUGCAACCGGUAUUCCAACCUCCUCAACGGGCACGUAACCGGCGCGUACAAAAAGGCUCGCUGGACAACCUUCAUCUUUGCCUACGCUGACUCUGUCGGGCUGGGCUGCACCGCUCUCAUCCUCUGGUACGGCGGCCGUCUCCUCGCCGCAAGGGAAUACGAUGUCAUCGCCUUUUUGGUUACCUACAUGGCCAUGAUCCAGGGUGCUGAGUCGGCCGGUCAGUGGCUUUCCUUCGGACCCAACGCUGCGCAGGCUGCUGCUGCGGCGAACAGGAUUUUGCAGGCGAGGGAUAGCAAGAUUAAGGAUUCCAUCUCCGCGGCGGAGCAGAUUCCCGACACGGAGGGGGGGAUUGCUAUUGAGUUGAGGGAUGUUUUCUUCAAGUAUCCCACGAGAGACGUUUCCAUCUUUCGGGGUUUGAACAUCACGAUUGAGAAGGGCCAGUUUGCCGCUCUUGUUGGUGCGUCUGGGUCGGGGAAGACGUCGAUUGUUUCGUUACUGGAGCGGUUUUAUGAUGUGGAUAAGGGGCAGAUUUUGUUUAACGGGAAGGAUAUCUCCGAGGUUAAUGUUUUUGAGUACCGGAAGUUGUUGUCGCUUGUGGCGCAGGAGCCGUCGCUUUUCCACGGGACGAUUAGGGAGAAUAUUCUCCUGGGUGUGGACCCGGAACAGGUCAGUGAGGAGGAGCUGCAUAAUUGCUGCAAGGACGCGAGUAUACAUGAGUUCAUCAUGAGUUUGCCUGAGGGGUAUAACACGAAUAUUGGGAGCAGGGGUGUUAGUCUGUCGGGGGGGCAGAAGCAGAGGUUGAGUAUCGCGAGGGCGUUGAUUAGGAAUCCGAGGGUGUUGUUGUUGGAUGAGGCGACUAGUUCGUUGGAUUCGGAGAGCGAGAAGUUGGUCCAGAAGGCGUUUGAGAGGGUUGCCAAGGGGAGGACGACGGUGGCGGUGGCGCAUCGGUUGGCGACGAUUCAGGGGGCGGAUGUGAUUUAUGUGUUGGGAGAGGGGAAGGUGUUGGAGAAGGGGAAUCACAAUGAGUUGUUGAGGAAGAAGGGGGUUUAUUGGCAUAUGUGCCAUAAUCAGGCUUUAGACCGUUAG